Molecule: messenger RNA, 257 nt
Organism: Staurois parvus
Lineage: Eukaryota; Metazoa; Chordata; Amphibia; Anura; Ranidae
Source: the annotation of a GenBank genome assembly
UUAUUAUACAGAAUUUAUAUAGCACCAAAAAGUUUGCUCUGCGCUGUACAUUAUAAACAAAAUGUGAAGUGGUGAGCAGGGGUGGACUGACAACUCAUGGGCCCCCGGGCAAUAGGGGAUCAGGGACCCCUGUGUCCUUGCCCAAACUCGAAAAAGCCUAUGAAAAAGGUACCAGGGGCAUCUCAUGGGGCCCCCUACUGACCCCGGGCCCUCAGGUAGUGGCCGAGUUUCCAAAUGGUCAGUCCACCCUUGGUGGU